Salvia splendens (bonfire salvia) is the source of this 1800-nucleotide messenger RNA. RefSeq names its product serine carboxypeptidase 1. Gene Ontology annotation, biological process: proteolysis. Gene Ontology annotation, molecular function: serine-type carboxypeptidase activity. The transcript is spliced from 7 exons. Gene Ontology annotation, cellular component: vacuole. The record is from RefSeq and is a predicted model, not a curated record. Bases 197 to 1636 code for a protein of 479 amino acids. Lineage: Eukaryota; Viridiplantae; Streptophyta; Magnoliopsida; Lamiales; Lamiaceae.
CUAUGAGCUGAGCUGGUAGAAAAUGAACUAUGCAGUUGCCACUUGCCGCUGCCGGCGCAUCUCAUUAUUUUUCUGGCCGGAAUAGUCUUCUUCCAUUCGCCCAAAAUCCUCUUGAAUCUUUCCUGUUAUAUAAGUGUCACAAACAUAUUCAUCAGUCAUCACCAAACCAAGUGUCUCUCCUUUGCAAAAAGUAGAAAUGAAAGGUGCAAUGCUCAUCUUUCUCAUUUCUGUUGCGUGCCUCUUUGCCUCUGUGCAAUGCAAGAACCGCGAUCCUCUGAGGGAUCUGCUGAAAGGCCACAUGAAUAAGAGGUCAGAAACAUAUGCAGUAGUCGAGGAGGCUUCGACUGACUACUCACCGGUCUACAUGGCGCCUCAAGACGGCCUAAAAGAGGCCGACAAGAUCAUGGGGCUGCCGGGUCAGCCGCAGGUGAGCUUCCUUCAGUAUUCUGGAUACGUCACUGUUGAUCCCACUGCCGGACGCGCUCUUUUCUAUUGGCUCACCGAGGCUGAGGACCCCUCCACCAAGCCACUUGUGUUGUGGCUCAGUGGAGCACCGGGGUGUUCCUCGAUAGGAUAUGGCGCGAUGACAGAGCUUGGGCCGUUCCGUGUGAACGCAGAUGGGAAGACAUUGUGGUACAAUGACAAGGCUUGGAAUACUGUGGCUAAUGUCCUGUUUUUGGAGUCUCCUGCUGGCGUUGGAUUUUCUUACUCGGACACGGCGUCGGACUAUGUAACAGGAGACACCAAAACUGCUGCGGAUUCCUACACUUUCUUGGUGAACUGGUUGGAGAGGUUCCCGGAAUACAAAACUCGUGAUUUCUACAUAGCCGGAGAGAGCUACGCCGGUCACUACGUUCCCCAGCUUGCUCAGUUGAUCUUAAAAACCAACAAAAUGCCAAAUCAAACUGUCAUUAAUUUGAAAGGAAUUGCAAUUGGGAAUGCAUACAUUGAUUAUCUAGACGUACUGCGUGGCUCCAUCGACUUCUACUGGUCACACGCUCUCAUUUCUGAUGAGAGUCGCGAUGAAAUCGUUAAAUACUGCAACUUCUCGUCUCCUAUAUUAUCAGACCAAUGCAAGCAAGUUUUGGAGCAAACAUAUGGUGAAUCAGGAAAUAUAUACACUUUUGACAUUUACGCGCCUCUUUGUGGUUCGAACUCUACUCUUCCAUCGCCGUCUACAUUUGAUCCAUGCUCGGAUGACUAUGUUUUCGCGUACCUAAACACGCCUGAAGUGCAGCAAGCACUUCACGUGAACAUUACUGGAGCUCUCCCCGGGCCAUGGACAUCUUGCAGUGAUCUCAUAGACUGGACUGAUUCGCCUUACUCAGUUUUACCUGUCAUCAAGGAGCUCAUGGCGAACGGCAUUAAUGUCUGGAUCUACAGUGGCGACACAAAUGGAGUGGUGGCGGUGACAACAACAACCAGGUACUCGAUGGCCAAACUAGGCGCCCCUAUUAAGACUCCGUGGUACCCAUGGUACUACCAAGGGGAGGUUGGAGGAUACGCAGUCGGAUAUGAGAAUGUGACAUUUAUAACUAUAAGAGGAUCAGGGCAUUUCCUCCCGAGCUAUCAGCCUGGCAGAGCAAUCACCUUCUUCUCGUCCUUCUUGGAAGGGAAGCUGCCUCCCAGCAGCUAAACACGCAACGAUUUCAAAGACUUGUUCUAAUUAGCCAUCUCUAUCAAUACAAAUUAUGAUCAACCCUUGCACUGUAAAAUUGGUAGUCAUUAUCAGUUGGUGUAAUGCAUUUUCAAGAAUGUUGAAGGAACUAAACUUCUGUCGUUUAAUAAACUGGUGCAAGU